Harmonia axyridis is the source of this 5353-nucleotide messenger RNA. RefSeq lists its product as uncharacterized. The transcript is spliced from 2 exons. Gene Ontology annotation, biological process: DNA integration. The coding region runs from base 150 to 5153 and encodes 1667 amino acids. The record is from RefSeq and is a predicted model, not a curated record. Gene Ontology annotation, molecular function: nucleic acid binding. Lineage: Eukaryota; Metazoa; Arthropoda; Insecta; Coleoptera; Coccinellidae.
AGACGAGAACUAGAAAUAGAACUUGAAGCCCAACGCCGGAUCGUGCAAUUGGAAAAGUCACUCAUUCUGAAAGAAAUUGAACUGAAAAAAGCAGAGUUGAAAGAACGACAAGACUUAGGACAUUCUGAAUCGUCAGAAAAAAGAAGUGAAUGUGGAGAUCAAGAAACCGAAAUAUUUCUAGGUCUGGCAAAGAUCCUGAACAUCUUUUGGGUAGUGAGACAGGGACAGAAGACAGUGAUGGAAAGAAGAAACUACACCAAAAGAAUGAGGAGAAGAAGCAGAAGGUGAAUUAUGAAGAAAAAAUUCAAGUAAAACAAGAAGAUCGUAACUUAUGCAAGUUUUUAUCAAGACAGUCCAUUCCCAAAGAACUACCAAUAUUUUCCGGAGAUCCAACUGAAUGGUUGCAGUUUGUAACAGCCUUCAGGGAAACCAAUGAAAUAUGCGGCUUCAGUGAUAGGGAAAAUAUUGCUAGGCUCCAGAAAUGUUUGAGAGGAAAAGCUAAGUUAAGUGUUCAAGCAUUAUUGAAUUUUACCUGUAAAGUAGAUAAAAUAAUAGAAACACUCGAAAAGAGGUAUGGAAAGUCGGAGUUCAUUAUUAAUGAUUUGAUAGCUUCUAUUAGAAAGUUUCCGCAAUUGCGCGACGAUAAAUUAGAACCUAUAUUAGAUUUCUCCACAGCAGUUCAGAAUCUGUCAGUAACAGUGACAAGUCUCAACUGUCAACAAUCUUUUUACAAUCCACAGCUACUGACUGAACUAGUUUCAAAGUUGUCAACCUCUUUGAAAUUGGAAUGGGGCAAAAAAGUGAAUUGUUUAAAUGUCAAAACUGAAAACAUUAAUAUUUCAGAUUUUUCUAAUUGGUUCGCUGAGAUAGCAAAUGCAGCAUGUUGUGUUCUAACUUAUCCGGAAACUGAAAAUGAAAAGAAGAAGAAAUACGUAUGUGCCGCCAGUGAGGAGAACUCUACCCGCAAACUCAAUUGCCUGUUCUGCAAAAUGAACAAUCAUUGGACAUAUACUUGCAGUAACUUCAAGCAGUUGGAUUCAGACAGAAGAUGGGAAUGGGUAAAGAAAAAUAAAAUUUGUUUCUGUUGUUUGCGUAACAAUCAUCAGAUUAGGUUUUGUAGAAAGAAAAAAGUGUGCAACAAAGAUGGUUGUGAUAAAUUCCAUCACAGCUUACUCCAUCCAAAUUCUCCGAGAGAAUAUAUUGCCACAGCACCAAUUUCUGAGACUGAAAAUGUGAGUUAUCAUACAAAAGAAACAGAAAAGAAAGUUUUAUUGCGCAUAGCUCCUGUAAUUUUAAAACGACCUGAAAACGAGGUUCAUACAUAUGCGUUAUUCGAUGAAGGGUCCACUAUUACCAUGAUAGACAAAGAGUUAGCCUCAUUUUUGGGAGCAACAGGUCCAACUGAUCCUUUGAGAAUGCGCUGGACAAAUUCAACUGUUAAUGAAGAGAACGAUUCUCAGAGGAUCAACUUAACUAUCAAAGGCAAAAAUGAAAAUAAAGAAUUUUUUAUGACGAACGUAAGAACUGUCAGCGAUCUGAAUUUACCAACUCAGACAAUUAGUUACGAGAAAUUCAUGAAAAAAUGGAAUUAUUUGCCACCAAUUUACCUUCCAGAUUUAAUAGAUGCGCAACCAAAAAUAUUAAUCGGGCAAGACAAUAUUCAUUUAAUAAUUGCACGUGAGGUUAUAGAGGGUGGAAAAAAUUCACCAAUAUUGUCUCGUACUAAGCUUGGUUGGGUUGUUCAUGGCAAUAUGAUGCACCGUGGUCGUGUUGACAAUGCAUUCAUUUUACAUGUCGAUAGGGAUGAAGAAUUGCAUGAAUUAGUUAAAAUGUCUUUUAAAAUUGAUAGCCUUGGAGUGAAGAUGGAAGAGAAAAUAUCAGUAGAAGAAGCUAGAGCAAUGAAAAUAAUGGAAGAAACAGCUAAGAGAGUCGGAAACAGAUGGGAGAUAGGCCUUCUAUGGAAAGAAGAUGAUGUUAAAAUGCCUCAGUCGAGGUCAGCAGCAGAAAAUCGUCUCAAAAUGAUGGAAAAGAAAUUAGCCCGGAAUCCAGUAUUUUCCAAGGAAUAUUUAAACAAAUUGGAUGAAUAUGAAGGCAACGGGUUUGCAAGAAAGGUCAUAGAUAAGGAAAUACAGGAUGAAAAAUCAUGGUAUCUACCUCAUUUUGGAGUUGUGAAUCCCAAAAAGCCUGGAAAGGUAAGAUUAGUUUUUGAUGCUGCCUCUAAGGUAAAUGGUAUCAGUUUAAACGAAAAAUUAUUGAAAGGUCCUGAUUUUUUAAAUUCCCUACUGGGUGUACUCUUCAAGUUUAGACAAAAGAAAAUUGCAUUCACAGGAGACAUCAAAGACAUGUUCCACAGAGUAUACAUCAGAGAAGAAGAUAGAAAAUUUCAAAGAUUUUUGUGGUGGGGAGAAAAUGGACAAACGACGGAAUAUGAAAUGACAGUGAUGAUUUUCGGAGCAGCUUCUUCUCCAGCUUCUGCACAGUUCAUAAUGAGAAAAAACGCGAAAGAGUUUGAAGACGAAUUUCCUGAAGCAGCAAGGGUAAUUUUAGAACAGCAUUAUAUGGAUGAUUAUUUAGAUAGUGUUGAUUCUGUAGAAGAGGCAUUAGAUUUAAUAACCGGUGUCGAAGAGGUUCAUAAGAGAGGUGGUUUCCAAAUAAGAAAUUGGACAAGUAACUCCAAAGAAGUUUUAAAGCUGAUUCCGACAGAAAAAAGAACAAGGGAAUUGAAAGAUGUAGAAAUAGAGAAAGAGCUUCCAACAGAACGUGUUCUAGAACUUCACUGGAAUCCGAAUGAAGAUUGUUUUUUGUUCAAAGUCGAACCCAAGGAAAUUAUGGAAAUUUUAGAAAAAAAAGCAACAACUACCAAAAGAAAAAUGUUGAAAAUUGUAAUGUCAGUUUUUGACCCUCUUGGGUUUCUAUGUCACUUCACUGUCAAAGCAAGAAUUUUGUUACAAGAAAUUUGGAAAAUGGGUUCUGGAUGGGACGACAAAUUAGAACAUUCGGUAAAUGAAAAAUGGCUCAAAUGGUUGCAAGAUUUAAGAAAAAUUGAAGGUGUGAAAAUUCCUAGAUGCUAUUUGGAUGAUAAUACGGAACGUAAAAUACAAUUGCAUACGUUUUGUGAUUCCAGUUCGAAACCCUACGCCGCAGUUUCGUAUUUUCGAAUUUUAUCAGAUCAAAAAAUGUAUUCCAAUAUCGUUAUGGCAAAAUCAAGAGUAAGUCCUCUGAAAACCUUAUCUAUCCCUAGAUUAGAACUUCAAGGAGCAGUACUGGGAGCUCGUUUGGCUAGAACAAUAAGAGAAAAUCACAGUAUUCCUAUAAGUCGUCAGUAUUUUUGGACGGAUUCCCGGACAGUAAUCAGUUGGUUGAAAUCAGACCCUCGCAAACUUAAGCCAUUUGUGAGUCAUAGAGUUAAUGAAAUAUUGGAUAUAUCUGAAGAGAAUGAAUGGAAUUGGAUUUCAACAAAGGAUAAUGUAGCAGAUGAAGCAACUAGGGAUAAUAUAAAUUGUGAAUGGUCGGAAUUAAGUAGGUGGAACAUUGGUCCAUCCUUUCUUAGAUGCGAUGAAGACACGUGGUUCAGAGAAAACGAAAUAGAGAUAGACAAAGGAGAAAAUGAAGAAAUGGAAGAAUUUUUCAGGGAAAUGAAAAAAGAAUACGUUGCUCUGACAACGGAAGGAGACAAUUUAAUCGAGUCUAUUCCGAAAAUUGAAAGGUUUUCAUCUUAUAUUCGACUCAUAAGGUCAACUGCCUGGUUGUUGAGAGCAAUUCAAGUUUUCAGAGGUACCAUUAUAUCGUUCUCUGAGUUAUUACCAGAUGAAGUAGACAGAGCUGAAAAAUUAUGGUUUAAACUUGUACAGGAAGCAUGUUUCAGGGAAGAAAUUCGAAGUUUAAAGAACAAGAAGCCUGUCGAUAAAACGAGUAGACUUUAUAAAUUAUCGCCAAUGUUGGAUAGUGAAGGAAUUGUAAGGAUAAACGGAAGAAUAGGAGAAUCAGAAGAUAUCUGUUAUGAAACAAAAUUUCCAAUCAUUCUUGAUAGAAAGCAUUAUUUUACACGACUUUUGAUCCUUCAUUAUCAUAAGAGGGCCAGUCAUCAGGGACAAGAGUUGGUUUUGAAUGAGUUACGACAGAAGUUUUGGAUUUUACAAGCUCGAGCUGCUGUCAGAAGUGCAUGGAACUCUUGCUAUAAGUGCAGGAAUUUCAGAGCGAAACCCAUAGUCCCAGAAAUGUCUCCACUCCCAAAAUGCAGGGUAAGUGCCUUUGUGAGACCUUUUACUUUUACAGGUAUGGACUACUUUGGUCCAAUGAAUGUCACCAUUGGCCGUCGACACGAAAAACGUUACGGAGUUUUAUUUACUUGUAUGAGUAUUCGAGCCAUCCACUUGGAGAUUGCAAAUUCUCUAACUACCGACUCCACUAUUAUGGCCAUCAGAAGAAUGAUCGGACGAAGAGGUUGUCCUAAGAAAAUAUUUGCUGAUAAUGGUACGAAUCUGAAGGGAGCCGAGAGAGAAAUGAAGAAGGCGUUGCAGGAAAUGAACGAAAAUCAGAUUUUAGCCGAAAUGACCACUAAGGGAAUCGAGUGGGUAAGGAUACCACCGCUUACACCACACAUGGGAGGUUGCUGGGAGAGGAUGGUGAGAUCCGUAAAAACGGCCCUAUCAGUCACUCUCAAAGAGAGAUCGCCAAAAGAAGAAGUUUUGUCUACACUUCUCAUCGAAGCUGAAAAUAUAGUAAAUAGCAGACCCUUAGUCCACGUUCCAAUAGAUGCCGCAGAUGGAGAAGCUUUGACGCCGAACCAUUUUCUUAUAGGGACUUCAAGUGCUUCUCCACUUCCUUGCCUCUUGUCGGAAAGAGAUCUAGUUACGAGAAAGCAGUGGAAGAUAUCCCAAUAUUUUUCAGACUGUUUCUGGAAACGUUGGAUCAGGGAAUAUCUUCCAACUCUCACAAGAAGGACGAAAUGGCACAAGAAGACGAAAAAUUUAGUCGUAGGAGACGUAGUAAUGAUAAUCGAUGGUGACUUGCCCAGGAACUGCUGGAUGAAAGGGGUGAUCGAAGCUGUUUUUGUUGGAAAGGAUGGACAAGUCAGAAGCGCCGACGUCAAAACAACACUGGGAACAUACAGAAGACCAGCUGUUAAAUUAUGUCCCCUAGAUAUUCAAUGAAGUUGUUGUUUUAUUUAUUUUUGGGGGGGAGAAUGUUACAGUUUCAUAUAGUUUAAUAGUCAGUUGGCUUUUCAAUCAUAAAAAUAUAUUAUAUAAAAGUUUCCAUAGUGAUAGUAAAAGUUGUUAUUCUAACUUAAACUGUUUUUGUAUAAGUCACAGCAUUAAAAGUUAUUAUUAGCCAAAAAAUAGUAAUUAUUAGC